This is a messenger RNA of Danio aesculapii, 2466 nucleotides long. RefSeq names its product GTP binding protein 6 (putative) (gene gtpbp6). Gene Ontology annotation, cellular component: cytoplasm. Lineage: Eukaryota; Metazoa; Chordata; Actinopteri; Cypriniformes; Danionidae. The record is from RefSeq and is a predicted model, not a curated record. Gene Ontology annotation, molecular function: GTP binding; ribosome binding. The coding region runs from base 158 to 1834 and encodes 558 amino acids. The transcript is spliced from 9 exons.
UUGAUCAAAACAUGCACACUGAAACUGAUUAGAGUUAGUGGUAAAGACAAACAAACCGCUUUCUGGACUAUUUCGCUUUAUGUGCGUUUAGUGUUCACUGUAAAAUUAACGUUAAAUGAUUUGGACGUUCAUUAUUUUGUAACAUAAACCUGAAAAAAUGAAUCUGAACAAAAUCAGAGUCUUGACCAGACAUGUGUUUGUAUGCAAACAUCUUCUGAGCAGGUCAUACGUGAGAUUUGCUAAAUGUGAAGUGGUCAGAUUUCCUCACUGUGCCUCAAAAUUAUUUGCAAACGCAAUACCAUCCCAAAGUUUAAAGCCUGGGCUUGUAGUUCCAGUUCUGCCAGCAAGGACUUUGUCUUUGACAGCUUGCAUGUUCAAAAGUGACAACACAGAUGACAACAAUGUAGAGGAGGAUGAACUUGAUGAUGCAGAAAUAGAGACGCUGUUUCAGGAGCAGAUCCCGUCUGGUGUUGGUAAAGAAGACCACAGAGUCUUCAUUGUUCACCCUGAUGUGAAAUGGGGGAGCAGAAAGCAAUAUCUGACCACAGCGGCACUUCAGAUGGAAGAGGCUGUUGGCCUGGUGAAAACUUUAAACAAGUGGAGUGUUGUUGACAAGCUCAUCCUCUCCACCAAGACACCGGAGAAGAAAAGAAUUUUCGGAAAGGGAAACUUUCAGAUGCUUACAGAGAAGAUUAGAGCUACUCCUGGGGUCACAGCGGUCUUUGUGAAUGUGGAACGCCUUUCACCUUCAUCAGAAAAAGAUUUUGAGGAAGCCUGGGGAGUAAAGGUGCUUGACAGAUACUCACUUGUUCUGCACAUUUUCCGCUGUAACGCUAAAACGAAAGAAGCCAAACUGCAGAUCUCUUUGGCAGAGAUUCCCCUGUUCAGAUCACGCCUGAGAAAUGAAGUUGCUAAUUUAGACCAGCAAGGUGGCGGUUCAAGAUACAUUAUGGGUUCUGGUGAAACCCUGUUUGAAAUGCAGCAACGAUUAUUGAAGGAGCGAGAGCUGAAGAUCCGAUCAGCCCUGGAGCGACUGAGGAGGAAGAGGCAUCUGCUGCGCUCGCAGCGCAAACACAAAGACUUUCCCAUCAUCUCUGUCAUGGGCUACACCAACUGUGGUGAGAUUUUAAUUCUUAUUAAUCUGUUAUGUGAGAUUGUAAGAAGCACAUUAAACAGUCUUUGUUUUUUUGAAGGUAAAACCACUCUGAUUAAAGCUCUGACUGGAGAUGAUGGGCUUCAACCUAAAGACCAGCUCUUUGCCACAUUGGAUGUUACAGUACAUGCAGGACAGCUGCCGUGUCACAUGACUGUACUGUAUGUAGAUACCAUUGGCUUUUUGUCGCAGCUCCCUCAUCAGCUGAUAGACUCCUUCUCUGCCACGCUGGAGGAUGUGACACAUUCUGACCUCAUAAUUCACGUGAGAGACAUCAGUCAUCCAGAAACUGUCAGUCAAAAGGUCAAUGUACUGAAUGUGCUGAACAAUCUUCAGAUCCCAGAAAGACUACUGAACUCCAUAAUAGAGGUGCACAAUAAGAUUGACCUCAUUGAGGGAUAUGAGUCCAGUGAUCCUGAGGUUAUCCCUAUAUCAGCUCUGAAGCAGCGUGGUCUGGAGGCAUUAAAAGAAAAGAUUGAAGAAGCUGUGCUUAAGUAUACUGGAAAACAAAUGAUGACCCUCAAGGUGCAGCUCAACACCUCUCAAUUAUCUUGGCUGUAUAAAGAGGCGACGGUUCAGGCAGUAGAUGAUGUAGGAGAUGACUGCUCCGCCACUGUCAAGGUCAUCAUUAGCCAGGCUGCAUAUGGCCGCUACAGGAAGCUGUUUCAGGUCACCUCAUAACAGACGGCUCCCAUUGCACAGCCAGAUUGUCCAAAAUAAUACAUGCACUUAAAUAAUGAUAUGUAAAUAUUUAUUUGCUUUAUAAGUAGUAUUUAAAAAUGAAAAAGCCUAUAUUUUGAUACAAUAAAAUUGCACAUUGAGAAGCAAAGAUGAUGUGUGGUAAUAUGAACAGCUCAUGAAUGCCGCUUAUCAAAAAUGUCCAUUGAGCAGCAGUAAACAGCAAAGGUGACAACAAUGAGGAUUAAAUAUUGCACUUUUGGACUGACCUGCAUACGCUUCUUGGCUGUAAACCUUAUGUUUGUUGAACAUUAUGCCGAAAAAUGGGAUCUGUCGGAGAACUUUUACAUCUAAAGCUUUUGUAGAGCACUAAAGCAAGGUUACUGACUGGUACAAAAAAUGAGAAUUUAUCACUCCGGUGCUAUCUUCUCUCCAUUGGUUGUCAGUCAAGUGCAGGAUUGAUUUUAAGAUGUUUUCCCUGGUUUUUAUCCUUUAUGUACUGUUGGGGAUGUUUUCAUCCACUCUGGGCUGAUUUUAAAGUAUUAAUUUGGCCAUGAUUUUUUCUGUGUUUCAGCUAGCAGAAUGAUUUUUGGUGACAAAUCGUAUUUUCACACAGAUUUUAAGAAUAUGCUUUG